AUGGCCAUGCAACUUGAUAUGUCCAACGCCCAGGUCGCCAAAGACGAGAACGGCCGCCCCUUCAUCAUCGUAAGAGACCAGGGAAAGAAGAAGAGACAACACGGAAACGACGCUGUCAAGUCACACAUCCUCGCCGCAAAGACCGUCGCCGGUAUCGUACGUACCUCUCUUGGUCCCCGUGGUCUCGACAAAAUCCUCAUCUCUCCUGAUGGCGACAUUACCGUCACCAACGACGGCGCUACCAUCCUGUCCCAGAUGGAAAUCUCCAACCACGUCGCCAAAUUGCUCGUCUCCCUUUCUCAAUCACAAGACUCGGAGAUCGGUGAUGGUACUACUGGUGUCGUUGUCCUGGCUGGCGCUCUGCUUGAGCAGGCCGCCGACCUGAUUGACAAGGGUAUCCACCCCAUUCGUAUCGCAGACGGCUACGAUGCUGCUUGCGAGGUCGCCGUCGGCCGCCUGGACGAGAUUUCAGACACCAUGCCCUUCGACAAGAACAACACCGAGAACCUUUUCAAGGUCGCAAAGACCAGUCUGGGAAGCAAGAUUGUCAGCAAAUCGCACGACCAAUUCGCUCAAAUUGCCGUUGAUGCAGUCAUGAGCGUCGCUGAUCUCGAGCGUCGCGAUGUCGACUUCGAGCUGAUCAAGGUUGAUGGAAAGGUUGGAGGUAGUCUCGAGGAUACCCUGCUUGUCAAGGGCGUUAUUGUCGACAAGGACUUCUCACACCCUCAGAUGCCCUCGGAGGUCAAGGACGCCAAAUUGGCCAUUCUCACAUGCGCCUUCGAGCCCCCAAAGCCCAAGACCAAGCACAAGCUUGACAUCACAUCCGUUGAAGAGUUCAAGCGUCUGCAAAACUACGAGAGCGAGAAGUUCGCCGAGAUGAUUCAACAGAUCAAGGACACCGGUGCCAACGUUGUCAUCUGCCAGUGGGGCUUCGACGAUGAGGCCAACCAUCUCCUGCUCACCAACAAGCUCCCCGCUGUACGAUGGGUUGGCGGUCCCGAGAUCGAGUUGAUUGCCAUUGCCACAAACGGAAGAAUAGUACCGAGAUUCGAGGAUCUCAGUGCCGACAAGCUGGGAACCGCCGGCAUCGUGAGAGAAAUGAGCUUUGGUACCACCAGAGAGAAGAUGCUCGUCAUCGAGGAGUGCGCAAACAGCAGAGCCGUCACCGUCUUUGUGCGUGGUAGCAACAAGAUGAUCAUCGACGAGGCCAAGCGCUCGUUGCACGAUGCCCUUUGCGUCGUCCGCAACCUGGUUCGCGACAACAGAAUCGUCUACGGUGGCGGUGCCGCAGAGAUCGCCUGUUCGUUAGCAGUCGAGGACGCCGCCGUCAAGUCUCCUGGUCUUGAGCAAUACGCCAUGCGCGCAUUCGCAGACGCCCUUGACAGUGUCCCCAUGGCUCUUGCCGAGAACUCUGGUCUCAGCCCCAUCGAGACUCUGGCUUCGAUCAAGAGUAGACAGGCCAAGGAGGGCAACUCAAGAUUGGGCGUCGACUGCAUGCAAACCGGAAGCAAUGACAUGAGAGAAAACUUCGUUAUCGACCCCCUGAUCUCCAAGAGACAACAACUUCUGUUGGCCACACAGCUCUGCCGUAUGGUCCUCAAGGUCAACAACGUCAUCAUCGCCGGAAGCGACGAGAACGACUUCUAG
This is a messenger RNA of Aureobasidium pullulans EXF-150, 1647 nucleotides long. RefSeq lists its product as uncharacterized. Gene Ontology annotation, cellular component: chaperonin-containing T-complex. Bases 1 to 1647 code for a protein of 548 amino acids. Gene Ontology annotation, molecular function: ATP binding; ATP-dependent protein folding chaperone; ATP hydrolysis activity. The record is from RefSeq and is a predicted model, not a curated record. The transcript is spliced from 5 exons. Lineage: Eukaryota; Fungi; Ascomycota; Dothideomycetes; Dothideales; Saccotheciaceae. Gene Ontology annotation, biological process: protein folding.